This is a messenger RNA of Wasmannia auropunctata (little fire ant), 2044 nucleotides long. RefSeq lists its product as uncharacterized. Bases 106 to 1965 code for a protein of 619 amino acids. Gene Ontology annotation, molecular function: long-chain-alcohol O-fatty-acyltransferase activity; diacylglycerol O-acyltransferase activity. The transcript is spliced from 7 exons. Gene Ontology annotation, cellular component: plasma membrane. Gene Ontology annotation, biological process: triglyceride biosynthetic process. NCBI's taxonomy places the organism in Eukaryota, Metazoa, Arthropoda, Insecta, Hymenoptera, Formicidae. The record is from RefSeq and is a predicted model, not a curated record.
GUAAAAACAUUAUACUGAAAUGUAGUAGUGACACUACUGAAUUUCAGUAAUGUUAGUAGUUCUUUUUUAAUAGAGCGGACUCUGGUCAUUACGUUGUGGUAAGCAAUGUGUCGCGGGUCCUCCGAAAAACGAAAAAGUCUCAGACGAGAGAUGCAACCAGAAGGAUCAAACUCGGUCAUUUUUAAUGGAAUUACGCGUCGGAGAUUGUGGGAAUUGUUAGGAACUGCUUGUGUCUUCCUGCUCGCACCUCUCAUCGUAAUUGCUCUGAUCUUUUUAUACAUCUAUCGUCGUUUGGUCGAGAUCGCGUUAAGAAUUCAGUUGCUGAACAAGUUCGCCGGUCUCUUAAAGGGCACAGAUUGCAUAUGGGCCAUUGAAGACGCCGUUUCUCCAUCUAUUAUCAAUGUCUUGUUGAUAUUGGAAAAGACCGCGCAGGAUUCAAACGCGAACUUCCUGGAGUCUUGGAGAAUUCUGAUGAAUGAACGGAUUGUUUCGAAGGCCUCUGGCACGACGCUUGAGAAAAUGUUUUACCUUCGAAGUCAGAAAUAUGGCUACUAUUUUUGGGAGAGAAGCGAGACAGUGGACCUGAAAGACAGAAUUAGAUGGCUGGAGUGUGUGAACGCCAACUGUGACGGGUCUUGCGAGGAUAUCUGCAGCGAGUCCUUCAGGAAGACCUUGGAAAGCGUGUGCAACAAACCGUUGCCCAAUGAUCACCGGGCCGCGUGGGAGAUUCUUGUCGGGAGACGCUGUCCGAGGUCCAGAUCUCACGAAAAGGAUCAUUUAUGUUCCGAUGAGAGCUUCAACACCGACAUCCGGAAAAUUCCCGUGCUAAUUCGCAUUCAUCAUUCUCUAGGCGAUGGGGUGGCCUUUCGGGACCUAUGGUUCGAAGCGAUCGCCGAGAAGGACGAGACAAAAGAGGCGAGAGUAAAGAUCAAGAAUAUCGCUUCGUCAGGCGAGACUGAAGAACGUUUCAAGUCGUUAAAACAAGUGAAAAUGUUGACCAAGCAUACGUGGUUGAGUCACAAAGUUAUCGUACUGACACAACUGUAUGAAAGAAUUAAAGAGAUCACGCGGAUAACGAUGGCUUUAUUUUCUUAUCCGAAAUACAUCGUUCAACUAGCUGUUCGUAGUAUGGACAAAAACGCUCUGCAUGGUCCACCUCAAACGGGUGAAAAGAUAAUGUUUUACUGGUUUGAUAACGUGACAAAUGAUAAAUCGUUGAAUCUUUUCAUGAAAAUUCGCGAGAUAAGAAAACAUACAGGUUCCAAAUUUGAAGAUAUAGUAUUGGCAGCUUUUUCCACUAGUGUAUACAAAUAUCAUUUACGCAUCAAGAAAACAGCUCCCGAUGCAUUAACAGUUGGUUUUCCAGUAAGAAUGGCAAUACCUGGGCAAAAUUUAACGUUAGAUAACAACUUUUCGAUUGCUUUCUUGCGAAUUUGUAUCUCCAAUGUGAAUGGGCAAACAAUCGUCGAGCCAAAUCGGGAUUCACAGUUUUUUAAGCGUCUUCAAGAUAUUACGAGAGCAAAUAACGAGCUUAGAAAGCGUUUAGACAUCUUCCUUAAUUAUUGGUCCAUGAAGUACCUGUUCGCGCUAUUGCCGGUGAAAAUAUUGAAGGCUUUUCUUUUAAUAAGUGACUGCACGGUUGGGUUUAGCAAUAUGCGUGGACCGGAAAAAGCUCAUAUUCUGAAUAAUUCCUUGAGCAACAUUGUUUUCUGGGUACCAAACAGUAGCACUACUGCUCUCGGCCUAUCUCUGAUAAGUUACGGAGGCAAUUUACAACUGUCUUUAAUAGCUGAUAAGUCAAUUGUAAAGAAUGAGACAUCUUUUAACGAGCUUUUAGAAAAUACUGUACAUGAAAUAGAGAACGCUUAUAAUCAUGUUGUACUGAUGCGAUUGAAGCCAUCAGAUCUUCCCAUAGAAACACCUGCGGAAAAUGAUAUCGGCAUGUUUCGGAAGAAAGAAGUAUGAGUGACUGAAUUAUUUUAUCUCUUUUAAUAAUGAAAUAUUCUGAUUAAUGUGAAUGCAUUUGUGCUAAGAGUAUAAAUUA